Molecule: messenger RNA, 3773 nt
Organism: Anoplopoma fimbria (sablefish)
Lineage: Eukaryota; Metazoa; Chordata; Actinopteri; Perciformes; Anoplopomatidae
Product: thyroid adenoma-associated protein homolog
Exons: 23
Coding region: 56-3691 (1211 amino acids)
Biological process (GO): tRNA methylation
Cellular component (GO): cytosol
Source: RefSeq, a predicted model, not a curated record
UGUAGUGCCAGCGUGCAGUUUGAGGUGUACGUACAGUGGAGUUAAUAAAACAAAUAUGUCGUUUAAAGACCUGAUGACAAGUCUGCAGAACUGUGUGAUCGCCGUGGAUCAAGCCCCUGGAAAUGUCAGCCAGACACUCAGGCUCUUUGUUGAUAAACUGUCUGAAUCCUCCAGGAGUAGUGCGAAGAGAUGUAAGGAGCGCUGUUUAGAGGAGGCUGUCCAGCUGCUGAGACAAAUUCCAGAGGCUCAGCUUCAUGAUUUAGAGGACAGUCAUCUCCUGCUCCUCGUCAGACUCCUCAUCUCGAUGCAGCUACAGAUGGUCAACAUCUCUGCAGCCUGUCGUAAAGUGGACCAGAUGUUGCAACAUUUGGCAAAGGUGGACCACCAAUUGGUUUUUAGAGAAACCCAUCGCUGUUUGCACUCCAUAGUCCAUACUGACCAGGUAUUGUCUUUUGAGGAUCUGCAGAGAGCCUGUAUGUUCCUGGAAGACAGCACUGUCGGUCGUGAGGUGUGGCGAGAGUCUUUCCCGUCGUUGCUGAAGAAAGUGUCGGAGUUAUUCCUGGUUGUAUUGCAGAAAGAAUCCCUGAGAGAUGGGCCGCUGUGUUACAUUGCUGUCAAGGUGUGUUUGCAAGUAUUCCAGCUGUUGCCCAGUGAAGUGGCUCCUCUGGUGUGGACAACGGAGCACAGCGACCCAACAGUGCAGAAGAUCCUCCAGGCUCUUAUGGACAUAAUACUUGGACAGUGCUGCAACCGGGACACUUGUCUUUUGGCAGGCACUGCUGUGGCCAUGCUGAUCAACACUGCACCAGAGAGCAGAGAUGGAGAAGCUGCUGCCUGGAGUCUGCUACAGGUCACUCACUUAGAGCCCUGGCUGCUGACUGUUGGUGCUCUCCAGGUUCAGUGCUGCCCUACAGGGAAGGACGGAGUGGACAGGCUGGCUGUGAGCCGGGGCCUCCUGACCUGCUGUCGACCCAGCAUCCUCCUCAGUUCACAUGCGGAUGCCACACAAACUUGUUUACUGCUGAAAGGUUUGUUUCCUGUGGUCUAUGCUUUGUGUGAGGAGAAGCGGGAUUGUCACUACUUUGCGUUUGAAGCAUUAACACGGUGCCUGAAGAAAGUUAAAGAAUGUCUGCCCGAUAUCUGGAAGAUGACGGGCGUUCGCCUUCUGCCUGACAACAGCAGCCUGCAGCAACAGCUCAUUCACAUCACCUGGACCAAUGCAGAAAGCCCUGUGGAAGGUGUGUCAGAGUUUGUGCGCAGCGCUUUCUGUCUCCUGCUGGACCUCUAUGAGAUGGACUGUGAGCAGUUCAGCGACACAAAGAAGCCUCUUUAUUUUACUCUCCUUCAGCGAAUAAUCAAACUGCCUUGGGAAGCCAAAGCCAAAUAUCAUCGCCUUUGUGCCCUGCUGCCAUAUCUGGGUACUGACAUGGUGCUGGAUCAAUAUGCUGAAAUACCCAAUCAUCUCCUGAAGUGCUUGUCGACCAAUCACCUGUCGCCAUGUGGAUCAGAGCUUUAUAAGUGUCUGAUCCAGCAGCAGCGUCGAGAGCUGUGUGACGCCUCACACACUGAGCUGGAUCUGGCCAAUCAGUGGGCGAGGCGCUGGCGGCCCGUCCUUCACGAGGCGCUGAUGUCCGAUGUGACUCUUCUACAGAACAACAGCUCAACAUACUUGUUACCCUGCACCUUUCAAGUCUUCCCCUCUGCCAUGGAUCCUCUGCUGGCCUCUCUGGACCCUUUCGCUCCGGGCCACCUCCACGCCUGGGCCUGCAUCGUGAGCUCCUAUCGAGCCACGACCGGAGGAUCUCCCUGGGCUCUGCAGGGCAGCUCCACCCUUGAGAUCCUCCAUCUAGCUCUAGGAUCUGCAGACGACAAAGUCCGUCUCGCUGCUCUAAACCUCCUCUGCUGCAGCCCAAAGACCAAAGACACUCCGAGCACAGAGGAGAUGUCCAUAAUGAGAGUGUUUAUUCCUCAGAACCUAAACUGUGAGUCUUCGCCUUUUCGCCAACAUUUCCAGGCCGGAGUGAAGAGGUUUCUGGUUCGUAUUAGAGACGGUUGCUUGGCUCAUGUCAGAGGACAGAAAGGCAAAAAGAAAGGAGAAGCCACCGACUCAAAGAGGGCGCAGGACGAACUGGAGCAGGGAAUAGGUUUUGUUGAAUGGCUGGGUCAGCUUCCAUACAGCUAUCUGGCACCAGGACACAGUUUUCAGAGGAAGAAGACUGCGCUGCUGUUGCUUUCUGCAGUGCUAGAGACCUGCACGGACACCUGGAGCCCAGACAAACGGAAGGGACAACCUCCAGUGAAUAUGGGGUCUCUUAUUAACUGCGCCAGACAAAGAGGACAGUGGGAUUUUGUCUGCAGGACAAAACAGCUGGUCCUCAUCAGCUGUUUAGAAGAUUCUACAAACGAGAUUCGGGAGCUCUCAGCUGGGUUAUUGUUGAGGUUUUUCCCGCCCAGUUUUCCAGAUGACGUCGCUGCAGUGCUUCUCAUGAGAGCCAGACAGCUUCUGUGCAGCCCUCGGGUGCAGGAGGCUCAGAUGGGAGCACUGAUGAUGAAGGUCCUCCUUCAGAAAUCACAAGAUCAGCCGGAGAGCUGCAGGUUGAACGGUAACGUUACUGUCAGCGGAGGGAUUAACCACCAGGCCUCCUGCAUGGUAAAAUUCCUGGUGAAGGAGUUGGAGGAGCAUUAUCUGACAGCCAAGGCUGACAUGAUGCUCGCUGCCAGAACCAAGCCAGUACAUGGUGUUCUCAGUGCCCUCCAGAGGUGUUUGCUUGAGGCACCCAGCAGUGUCUAUGACACACUUGACUACAGUCUGACCGUUGAGUUGCUGGUCCUGCUGGAGAACUUGUCCCUGCUGCUGCUCAGUUUGCUGUAUGGAGACCAGGAUGCUUGUGUCACUGAAAAGGAUGCCCCGCCUUCUUUUUGUGAUAUGGGAAACGCCAUCAACUCUCUAAUAGCCCAGGAGUCUGAAGGCCAAAGGGAUGGGGAGGAGUGUGUCCUGCUAUCUGAGGAGCACGGCCUCGUUCUCACCUGCUGCUGGGUCUCCCUCAAGGAAGUAGGAAUCCUUUUAGGUUCUCUGGUGGAGAAAAUUAUCACUGAAUCCAAACCAAGCAAGUGCCUGCUAGCAAAGGAGGAUCUAAUGAGAGCAUCAAAAGUGUUCAAGAAUAUUCUUCUCAAAUGCCGUCACUGGGGGGCAGUAGAGGGAUGCUGUGCAGGCUUCACCAAGUUCUGUGCCUCUCUGUUGAGCAGCAAUGAUCCAGAGCUUAGUGACAUACCGGCCCACAUGCUGAAGAAAGGCUUGCAGGUUGUGCGGUCCCCUCGCUCUACCUCGGUGACCCGGCGGGCCGCAGGGCUGCCUAUGCUCAUCCUGUGUGUUGUGUCAGCAGAGGAGGCCAGUAAAGCAAGACCACUGUUAGCCCACAGUAUGCAGACCUUACUGGAGACAGCCAAAACCCCUCUGCCCGAGAACUGGGACCAAACGCUGGACCUGCCACAGGUGUGUGCGGUUCACACUCUGCAGGCCAUGGUUCGUGGUUCUGGUCUGGGAACAGCUGUCCUACAGUUCGCUCCUGCUGUAGCCAUCUUGUCACUCACUCUGCUCCGUUCUCCCUCCCUGCUGGGCCAUGAGGAACGCUGCUCUGCAACUUUACAGUUCUCUGUGCUGGCGAAUGCUCGGCCAGCGGCCCAGCAGUGAGGAGGCUGGCUCCACCCAGAACGGCAUGUCCCCACUGGCCUUCUUCCUCCACUACCCUGCGCUUCAGCCCUUCCUCCUGGGC